Molecule: messenger RNA, 330 nt
Organism: Beta vulgaris subsp. vulgaris (sugar beet)
Lineage: Eukaryota; Viridiplantae; Streptophyta; Magnoliopsida; Caryophyllales; Amaranthaceae
Exons: 1
Coding region: 1-330 (109 amino acids)
Source: RefSeq, a predicted model, not a curated record
AUGGGGCUGCAGGAAGCUGACAUCCUCAAAAAAGCAACCGUCUUAUUCGGAUUCAAUGGCGAGCCAGCUACAACGCUCGGAGAAAUCAUCCUACCUACCUAUGCAAAAGGAGUCAACUUGCAGAGUAAAUUCAAUGUGGUAGAUUGUCUCUCACCGUAUAAUAUCAUCAUGGGAACACCAUGGAUUCAUAAAAUGCGAGCUGUGCCAUCAACCUAUCAUCAAACUAUCAAAUUCCCUACCAAAUGCGGAGUGCAAGAAAUCAAUGGCGAUCGCAAGCUGGCAAGAGAGUGUUAUAGCAUAUCCCUCAAAGCAAAGAAAGAGUCCAGCUAG